AUGGCAGAGAUCUGCGCGGGGCUGCGCCGCGUGCUGCGGGCCCUGGCGAGGAGCGCGGUGCCAGCCGCGGUGCCCGCGCCCGCGGCGUCGGCGAAGGCGCCGGAGGCGCCGCAGGUCCAGGGCCCACCCGAGGUCCUGGCCCCGCCGACUCUGGCGCUCACGCUGCUGCAGCAGAACUUCCUGGAGGCUGAGAUGGAGGCCAAGCAGGAGGUCCAGGGCAAGGUGGCCGAAUUCCGCCGAAUGAAUGGCGGCCGGCCUAUGAACGGUCCGCAGCGGGUUGAAGUGGAGAAUCUCUUCAAGCUCCGCAUGAAGACGGCGGAGCUGGCGAAGAUGGAGGCCGAGGAAGAGGAACGCCGCAAGGCUGCGGCGGAGGAGCACAACUUGGCUCCUCCAGACGAGGCAAUGGUGGCCUGA
Messenger RNA from Effrenium voratum, 414 nucleotides. The record is from the annotation of a GenBank genome assembly. Lineage: Eukaryota; Dinophyceae; Suessiales; Symbiodiniaceae.